AUGAUGCGUUCCCAUCUUUUGGCUGGUUUGCUUGCCGCUCUCUCUUGCUCGACCAACGGCCUGGUGUUCAAGGACAAAAUCAAGCAAACCAUCAACGGCAGCACGCUUUCAUUACUCCAUGAUACCCGAGAUGCAACCUCUAUGCAAUUUGGUACCGCGCCCAAUUCCAACUCGGAGUCCUGGGAGUUCAACACCGAGGGCUUCGCUGAUGAUGAAGCUGUUAUCACCCCUGUAGGCUCAUCUAAGUCUCUUGUAUGUGAGCAGGGCAUCCCAUGCUACCUAGACCCCGCGGGGCCGAAAAUCCCCAUUCGAGUCACCCGAGUGGAUGAGGAAAAUCCCAUCUUUACGUUCCAAGACAUUCCGUCGUCGCUCUAUCUAUCCCGCACACCCGACCUAUACCUGGAGUUGAGGGAUGUCCAGGAUGAGUCUAUUCACUUCACGUUAGAAGCAAUCCACGAUCAUACCGAGAUCUAA
Molecule: messenger RNA, 474 nt
Organism: Penicillium crustosum
Lineage: Eukaryota; Fungi; Ascomycota; Eurotiomycetes; Eurotiales; Aspergillaceae
Exons: 2
Coding region: 1-474 (157 amino acids)
Source: RefSeq, a predicted model, not a curated record